Messenger RNA from Exophiala viscosa, 592 nucleotides. RefSeq lists its product as uncharacterized. The record is from RefSeq and is a predicted model, not a curated record. The transcript is spliced from 2 exons. Bases 149 to 481 code for a protein of 110 amino acids. Lineage: Eukaryota; Fungi; Ascomycota; Eurotiomycetes; Chaetothyriales; Herpotrichiellaceae.
AUGUGCAGGUCAGAAAGUUGAAGCUGUAGUAGAGAGAGGAAAGCAGUGAUGUAGCCGCAGGGACGGACUUGUGCUUGGCAGGAUGGUUUGAAAUGACACGCUUUCACUCCAUCCACGUCGCCCUUUGCCGCCUGAACCUGAGAAGCAAAUGGAACCUGGAAGCUUCUCACAGCGACCAUCGCCAUCACUAUUACUCGUAUUUGUUACUUUCCAUUUGCCACGGUUUGCAUAUCGUUUGCACUAUACAUUCUUUGUAACAGCAACACACCACCAACUCUGUUCAUAUGCAAUAUCAUCAUCUACCAGAAGACGCCACCUUUCUAUUGUAGAGUCCAGUAUGGCCGCCGUUUCAGGUGGCAAGGCUGAGGCCACCAUAGCUUCGCUUCUUUCGCUACAAUCAACCUAUUCAUUCACCUCUGCACGACAGUAUCUCGUUACGUCCUUUAUGCAGUCUUCCGUCUCUGGGCGUGAAGAUUGGUGAUGGCAAUCAGUGCGUCAACAUUCUCGAUAUCAACACUAUCUAGCCUUGUAGAUCCGCCAUUGCUAGCGAUGGAGAAGUACUUCUUUUCAUUCAAUAUACGAAACUCGCAAU